UAAAAUUGUCUACAACCGUAGAACAGGCGUCUAAUCUAAUAAAAUCUAUGCGCCCAACAGAGUUGGAUCCACGUUAUGUGGAUCUACGUAUGGUUUGGUCGAGAUUUUAUUGUCUUCGAACUGUCAGAGACAUUUUUUACGUAGACCAAUUAUACUGGUUAUAGUGGGCACAAGAUAUAUGCUAUAAACAGUAUAAAAAUUUUGGAGCGUGUGAUGUGGCUAUCAGACACAAUACAUGUUAAUUGGCCCUCUGUCAAUAUCUUCUCGAUGCUUACGGGUUAAGAUCGAUUGCAGAGCAGUAAUGAAGAGUAUAAAGUUUAACAAUAAUGUAUAUUUCUAGUUUAAUUCACAUUUAUUUACGCAGUGAAGUGUGAUUGGAUAGGAAAUAAGAUGUUGGCAGUGACACGUUUGGUUCUUAAUUAAAUAAUGUUUAAUCUGAGAGUAGACGCGUGGGGUGUCUGAAACACCCUUACUCAAUGCUUUUCAAAUGAAAAAUAAAAUCUCAAGACCAUUCCCGGGAUAAGCAAUGAUAACGAUGGGAAGAUCAAUGUCCCAGGUAGAGACCUAAAUUAGUUAAUAUUCUAUCUGACCGAGUUUCUUGCCGUGUACUUGGUGUAAGACUACCGAGUAUGUUGAUAGUAACAGUUGCACAUCGUAGAAGAAGAUUCCUAGAAACUGUUGCCCAGUAGAAGUGGGUAAAAGAUAAGAGAUAUAUUGUAUUUUUACAAAGAGUGCUUUGCAAGUAUGAAAUGAGGUUAGUAGCCAUAUUUUAGAUAAUUUAGAUGCGACUCCAGUGACAUCACGUAAUACUUUCUAAAAGCUUGGAGCUGUCAAGUUCUCGAUCGUUUGCACCCGUUUGGAUUGAAUUGAUUGUGUUAGAAAAGUUCGUGAGAACCUUGAGGUGGUUCCUCUUAUUCCUCUUGAUUUGUGAUUUUUUCACGUCAUCGUGCAAGUAUACAGAAAUAUAACACAUAAUGGCGUCCUAUGGAUCACGAACUCUCUCAAGGCAGCUUUUUCUACGACAUUUUGCCUUGGAGUCGCACACAUCUCUAAGCGCAAUACAUGUAGCUGCGUUGCGACCGGAAGUGGUGCUAAGUUCAGAAAACAGGAAGUCUUGCGUACGCAAUUUGAAACAGUAUCUUCAGCCUCGAAGAGUAAUUCAAGAAAAUGCUAGCAAGGCCGCCGUAUUGGUUCCGCUUUGUAUACAUAAAGGUGAGUUGGGCCUCUUAUAUACUUUGAGGUCAACGAAGUUAAAUACGAAUCGAGGUCAAGUUUCAUUCCCCGGAGGAAUGCACGAUAAGAAUGAUUCGAGUUUGGAAGAAACAGCUUUGCGGGAAACUUGGGAGGAAUUAAAAAUUCCACAAGAUAAAAUAGACAUUUGGACCAGCGGAAAUCCUAUUGGACGAAAGGAUGUUACUGUUUUUCCGGUUCUUGGGUUUGUCGGUGAAAUUGAUCUGGACAAUUUACAACUUAAUCCGGAGGAAGUCGAAGAGGCUUUCGUUUUGAGUUUGAAGAAACUCUGUGAUCCUGCUUCUUGUCACUUUACGCAAUUUCGAAAUACUUAUAGUCUACCCAGCUAUACAGGUGGUAAACACAGAGUUUGGGGACUUACUGCAGCGAUUACUCAUAUGGUAAUGUGCUCAUUAGUACCUGGAAUAUAUAAACAUCGUAUUUUGUACUUGCAGUCUAUUGGGCAAAUUAAUUCGUCUUGACCUUUGUAGUCUAUAUCUAUUAAGACUCUAAUGUGAUGAUUUUGUUGGUUUUAAUAAAGUACUAUUUGAACUGAU
Messenger RNA from Cephus cinctus (wheat stem sawfly), 1787 nucleotides. Its product is annotated as nucleoside diphosphate-linked moiety X motif 8. The record is from RefSeq and is a predicted model, not a curated record. The coding region runs from base 975 to 1712 and encodes 245 amino acids. Lineage: Eukaryota; Metazoa; Arthropoda; Insecta; Hymenoptera; Cephidae. The transcript has 2 exons. Gene Ontology annotation, molecular function: coenzyme A diphosphatase activity.